Molecule: messenger RNA, 9823 nt
Organism: Stegodyphus dumicola
Lineage: Eukaryota; Metazoa; Arthropoda; Arachnida; Araneae; Eresidae
Biological process (GO): regulation of transcription by RNA polymerase II
Molecular function (GO): DNA-binding transcription factor activity, RNA polymerase II-specific; RNA polymerase II cis-regulatory region sequence-specific DNA binding
Source: RefSeq, a predicted model, not a curated record
UGAUUUAAAGCUUUAUGUUUUGUUUUGCAGAUUCCGGGAUGAAUGGCGAUUUCUCGAAUGACACCCAAGACAGCUCUACUAGUCAUGACACGACGGACCUCAGACCCGACGAAGACAGCGUCGAUUCAGAGAAAGCUCUCAAUCUCGCAAUGGAUGAAGACGAUGAAGAGGACAACGAUGAGCCUAUCGACGCUACCAUGUCCUCAGCGGCCAGCCGGGCCACUACCAACGGUCAGUCGUUAUCGGUUUCUCGGACCGCUGGACAAACCCCGCACAACAAUUGCCAUCCGAACUCUAGCAGCUCCUUAUCAUCGCAGCAGACGGCCAUCUCUACGACGCUAGCUGCCGCAGCGGCCGCUGGUCAGCUGUCCCAAUUGUUAGCGGGAGCCCAAGGACAGCAGCAAAUGCUCAUGCAAGCAGGUCUUGCGCAACUUCAGCAAAUAGGAAAGUUACCAGUAAAUUCAGGUCUUGCUGGUUUGCAAUUGAGUCCUCAAGACAUUCAGCAACUACAACAACAAAUUCAACAGCACAGUUUGCAGAGUAUGCAGCCUUUUGUAUUUCUGCAACCUGGACAAAUGCCAGCCAACAUGCAGGCACUUCUUCUACAAAAUCAGGUGGGCCUUCUGCAGCAAGGUAUGCUUCAACAAAGUCUUCAGAAUCUACAACUUCAAGCCAGCCAAGCGGCUGUGUCAUUACCUCAGGGAGUGUUGUCUUCUCAGGCAGCAGCAACUGUGGCUGCUGCUGCAGCAGCCCAGCAGCAGUUUCACCAACAGAUGCAGCAGCAGUCGCAACAACAUCAACAAACACAGUCUCAGUCACAACUACGACCUCAAGCGCCUCCACAACCUCCACCACCCCCUUUGCCUCCUUCUUCUCUUCAGCCAUCUCAGCCAGUAAUUAUUACUCAGGCUCAAAUGCCAUCAGCACAGAAGAGUCCGGUCCAUCAGUCAAAACCUCGACCCUCUGAACCAAGUCCUGAAGAGAUGACAGAUUUGGAAGAACUUGAACAAUUUGCUAAAACUUUCAAGCAGCGAAGAAUCAAACUUGGCUUCACUCAAGGAGAUGUGGGUCUGGCAAUGGGUAAACUGUAUGGCAACGAUUUUAGCCAAACAACCAUCUCCAGGUUCGAGGCCCUUAACCUCAGUUUUAAAAACAUGUGUAAGCUAAAGCCAUUGUUGCAGCGGUGGCUGGAGGAUGCGGAUGCCUCCAUGAACAACCCGGCCGCACUAACCAAUGCACAUACGACGCCUGAAUCCAUUGGCCGGAGGCGAAAAAAGCGCACCAGCAUCGAAACGACAGUCAGGCAUGCCUUGGAAAAGGCCUUUCUGCAGAAUCCCAAACCAACCUCAGAGGAGAUCUCUAUGCUGGCCGAGACGCUGACCAUGGAGAAGGAGGUGGUGAGGGUCUGGUUCUGCAACAGGCGGCAGAAGGAGAAGCGGAUCAACCCUCCGACCAGCUGUUCCAUGUCCUGUCCUCCAUCACUGGUGUCUCCCGUCACACCGCCUAGCAUGGCACUAUCCAUGGCUCUGGGUGUUUCGGCAACCGCCGCUACUUCUCUGAGUAUGGGUACGCCGCCACCUCCUCGUUCUCCCGGUAUACCUGUCACCGCCACAGACCUCUCCACCACGUCGAUGUUGGCCACUUCGCCCACCGGCACUGCUCAACAAGCUGCUACCUCAGUUACGACCAACGUAUCAAGAGCCUCCGCCAUCGUCUCGCCGACGCUCAAGAACGAGUAGUCCACCACCGUUCUUCCUACACUGCGACAGUUCCUAUAACAAAGAAAUUCAUAUCACUGUUACUGUUCGUCUGAAACUUCCCCCAUCGGCACUGAAGUGUCGCCGGAUUUAAGUGGAAAAAAAAAAAAAAAAAAGACGCUUUGUUCGAACUGCCGCAAAUGCGGCCGCGAUCUCAAGCGGAAGUAUAUACCUCACUGAAACUUUAAAUAUUUUGAACAUAAUAUGGCUUCAGCCAUCUUUCUAGGGCAGGGAUUACGAUGUACAGUGUUACUACCAACACUCUCUACGUCUGCAGUGUCUCAGGGAACUCACCAUUCUUUCGUAUUAUUUCUUUCCCUUUACCUCCUCCCACCCAAGUGAAUGGCUCCUGUUUUCAUCUAGGAGGUCCAUUUGCCUGGGUUUCCGGUGUCCACGUGUCACCUUUUAGCUCUAGAGUUGAUCAUCACGUUGGCCAUUUCUCAUUGCCGUUGGCGAAGAAUUUAUGGCGCUUGGUUGACCAUCUGCGAAAACACCCUCGUCGCUCAUGUAAAUCGCCGUAGAACACGCCUCUUCUUUUCUUAGGAAACAUAUAUUUCUAUCCAUCUUUCUAAAUGAAAAUGUAUAUUUGUAAUUUUGAAAUAAAGGAAACAGAUCACGUUUUUAAUGUUAUGUACUGUAAAUCUGUGAAGUCAGUGCCACUCAUAUACCUCUAAGAAACAGAAACCAAUCUUUGGGUAGUUUCUAUGUGAUCACUCCAUGUGUUCAGCUUUUAAAAACCUGUAUAAAAGAAGAAAAAAAAGAAAGAUAAAACAGUAAAAAAGAGUUUUGGUAAUCCUUUUUGCGUUUCUGGACUUAAGGACUAAUUUCUUUUCACCUCUGGUUUUUAUUAUUUUAGUCCGUCUCCGUCUCUUUAUUCAUUUUGUACUGAAGCCGCUGCAGUUCUGCGCGUUCUAUGGUGAUUAUUCCAGAGUUUAAAUCCAAGCGCCAGACAGAGUUUGGCAAGGAGAACGCUAGUAACUUAUUUGCCGCUUCCGGAUGACUCUUCCCUAGUUCGUUUUUUGUCAGUUGUUGUAUUGUAUAUAACUGCUGCUAUUUUAUAGCAGGGAAAUGUAGUCUGUAGCGUAUGGUGUUUUUAUACCAGCAUCUUUAAAAGGAAGCCCUUGCAGGUCUGCAGCGGCAUGCCCUAACUGUCAGAGACAAGACUUGUUCGUUCUUGUUAGAGAACAAAUUCAUGGUCCACGGGUAUGAGCUGCACCCAAAGAAGUAUAAGUGGCAGUUUUAUGCAGGAAAAGUACCAUCGCGUCGCUUGCAGGAAAAAUUGCAUAAAGAUGGGGCUCCACUAUCUCAGGGUAAGCAAGCCAGAAAUUUCAUGGAGGGGACUUCGGUUGCUGUGCUGAAGAUUCAUGUAACUUCUAAGCCCUGAAGGAUUGGAAUAACAUGUGCAUUUCGCGCGAUUCGGGUAUACGUGAGAAAGGAUCGCGCGUUUUCUUGGUUGACGAGUGAAAAAAUCAGUGCGACUUGCAACAUUUAUUUAUCGCAUCUGUGAGAUCCUGUUGCUCUCUUGGUCGGUCAGGGCUUUGCGACCGAAGUCCUCCUGCCUUCCCCCUACCUCACAGUCUUAGAGUAGGAAUUAAAGAUAGUCUCUUCUACUGUAGCGUUUUCUCCCAACACUCGUUUUUGAUGUGCACCUAGAGGGCCGCCUGCGGGCCGGCCGCAACCUCGUCAUCGCUAACCCGGGCCCUUUUGCAGCCGGUCCCGGGCCCGCCGCGUCGUCCUUCACUUCAUCGUCACUCAUCUUUUCAUCAUUGCAAGCAAUCGAAAUCAAAAAGCAGCUCAGGCAAUGUUAUGCACUCAGGUUGAAUGUGUAACAUAAAUUAGUGAGGCUUAGUGGUUAACUAUUUGAACAAAGGCACUAAGCAGUCUCGGCCAAGUUCACUAUCCCAAGCCCUAUUUCUGCGGAUUUGCUUUAAACGUAGUUGUGAUUAUUUAGGUAGCAUUCAAAAAUAACUAAAAAGUCGUUCAUGUCAGAAAAAGUGUGUUAAUUGUAAUGGAGUGUAAGAAUUAUUGCCAGUUAAUCUGCUAUAUCAUUCGGCUGGUUGCAAGCUCGGCCUAUUGGAAUAAUAGCAAACUCAGUGCUGAAAUUUUCGUACAAGUAUAUUGGGUUUAACUAACAUUCUACUUGAAUUUUUGGAUCUUCUUUUUAUGCAUGUAAAAUCAGCAAAAAUUUAAGAUUUUAAACCAAAUAAGACUUUUCUUAAAAGUUAUUCUUCAUCGAAUAACAUCGUUAUUGGUUUUUUAAAUAAAAGUAAUAUUGUAACGUGAUCCAAAUAUGGCUGUAAAUGGCUGUUUUGCAGCUGUCUUUGUUAAACCCAUUUAUGCUCUUACUUUAUGAACUAAAAGUAUAAUAACCAGCUGAGAUUUUUAGUUUACUGUAUCGUUUUAUUUCCCUGUUUACGGAACAUUCUGAGCUUAAGCGACAGAUUAAAGAUAUUCACUCUACCAACGAUAGUUCCUUGCAGUCCGCCCAGCAGGUCAAAAGUUCCUCAAGAUGCUUGUAUCAUACAAACCUCAGAUGUGUAAGAAAGGAAGAAUUCAGUUGAACCAAAGAGAACUACGAUCUCAAAAAAAAAUUAUUCAUUUAGUCAGUCAGUGCUGAUUUACAAACAACAACUGAUGCCUGAUAAUUAUGCAGAUUAAAACCGAAGAUUAAGGCAUAAUAAUCAUAGAAAUCAACAAUAAUAAUGAAGUCAUAUUUGUAGUGGAUAUGGAUACUGAACGCAGAAACAAAACACCUCUAUAAAUGUUGAGUUUUGCAAAAAUGUAAUCGUGUUUAUGAAAAGGUAUAGCUAAUUUCUUUUGUGGCUUGCUAUUAAACACUUAAUUUCUGCUAUUUUCGAAACUUUAAAGUAUAUGCGGAGACGAGAUUAAAAGAUUGCCUCUAAGCCAAAGGAAUUUGACGCAGCAUAACACGAAGAAAGACUGUUUCGAUUGUCAGUUACUUCCUCCUAGAACUUGUAGUGAGUUAAAUAAGUUGGUGGCAUAGUUUUGAGUAGAUAGUAGAAAGAUAAUUAAUUGUGAUUUUUUGGGAUGCCAUCGGUCUGCAUGAAACUUUUACUCGUUAUUUGGAUGUGGUUAUUUAAAAUAUUUUAUACUUUUUUUCAUAAAUAAUGCAAUUAUCCUAUGAAAAAUCCUGAUAAAUUUUAUUUUGUAUUUCUUUGUCGAAUUAUCUCAGGAUUUGCAAAAAAUUCAGUGGUCCACUAUAGUUCUUAAAGAAAGGUUCUCAAGUGCUCAAGAUAAUGAUGUUUUAUGAUUUUUGUUGCCAAGAUCUGUGAAAGAAAUAUCGCUCAAUAAUUUGGAAAUUUUUAUCUCAAUAAAUUCUUUAUCUUAAAAAAAUAAAUUAAAAAGAAAUUUAAAAAAAUAAAAUCGUUUUCUUAUAUUUUGAGAACAAAACUAUUGGCAACAUGUGUUUCACAGACUUCCAAUGACACUCGAUAAAUCACAGUAUAUCUUUCUGAAACAAUCUCCGAAUCAGUAACAUGUACGGCAAGAAGCUAAAAGUUAUUCUGAACGUUUUGAUCUCUGGUCCACCGUUCAAUUGAAUCCUUCCGGACGUGAACUACAAUUAGUGAGAAGGUUGCGGCCGACUCACCUCGAUUCUUCCACUUUUCCUCGUCUGUAGAAGAAAGGCGAUUUGCUCGAAGCCUUCCACUUGGUGCUUUUGGUGAAGGUUCCUAUUUGGUAGAAGCUCCCAGUCUGGAAAUAGCCUUGCUGCUUACCAGCUAUGGAAAUUAUUUUGGAGAUUCUGGUUUCGUGGUAUAGGCUUCAGACUAGGCCCUCCUACAAACAUGCGCUUUUUUGGGGUCUCAUCUUAUUAAGAUUUUAAACUAAGCUCUCGGAAACACUUCUGGCUCUUUUAUUUCUCUCUGCGUUAAGAGAGACAACUUCAGCUUAUAAAACUUCAGGGACUUUCUAUAUCUACUGUAAACUAGAUGCAUUUAUCGUCUUGCUUUUGCUGUCUUUCGGGAAGAUGAGAAGGUCAUGGAGAAAUUGUUAUAUUAUUCAUUUUUUUUAAAGCAGUGUAUUUUUUGUAGUAAUGGUUUCAACUUCGAAUAUUUUAAUAUUCUGAACAAAAACAUCCUAAUUUUAAAAGUUAAAAGAAUUAAAAAUAUAAGAAUUCUUUCGCCUAAAUUUAAAUUGGGGCAACGCGUGAGAAAUACAUAUUGAAAUUUAAGAAAAUAAAGCAAACUGUAAAAUAGAAUACCUGAAUUUCGAAACAAUAUCAUUUAAGUUAAGAGCUGAUAACACAAUAGCAGAAUACGGCUGUUUUUAAUAAUUUUUGAGAGAAAGCUUUCAUUAGCUAUACCGAAUAAAAUUAAAAUUAUUUGGCAGAAAAAGGAGAUGUGCCAAUUUUGAACUAUUCAGGAAAAAAAUACUUCGUAAAUCUACAUCAAUGCAUUAAUAAUUCGAUAGUAUCCAACUGCAUGGCAAAUGUAGAUUCAUUCUUAAUAUACUGGAUUUAAUUCAUCAAAAUUUUGCUUGUAAUCAGCAACAUUUUUUAUUACCAAGAUUGUCAUUUUUCUACCAUUUUUAUUUUCAAUUUUCCGUGAUCUUUUCAAUACAUUUUAUCGUUGUAUAAUGUGUGUAGAGUGGCCAGCUCUUCCGAUGAUAGGUGUCUCAAUCGGCUGCAUAAUUCAUCUUGACCAAUGGAUUUAACAGUAAAACGGAAUUGUGUGCUUUUUAUGACGAUUAUUGAUUCAAUCUGAACUUUGUAAAUCGAGACUAUAUUUGGUACAGAGGUUUGAUAAUUGUUGUCGAUUCUUCUUUUUGUAAAGGAAAUGACUUGUUAAUUUUUUUCAUGCAUUAUUAUAAUUAUUAUAGUAUUUAUCACGAGAAACGUCAUCGAAAUGGUGUAUAAUUGAAUUUGAAUAUUUCAUUGUGCAUUUAUGUUUUGCUUGUUGAAUGUGAAACUGCACUUUUGAUUUGCCUUGUCAUCCAAGAGCAAAUUGUUUGUAAAAGCUGUUUUAAUUAUUUCUUAUUUCCUGUUAGUUUAUAAGUCUAAACUAUUGUGUAAAAUACUGGUUAGAACUUCAUUUAAAGCGAGCACUCUGAGUUAAGAUGUUUGUUUUUUAUAUUAAUGUAAGCAAAUUGGUGUAUUUUGGAUCAUCACAAUAAUUCUUAUAAGGAGAUUUAAGAAUUGUGUGAUUUUUGAAAUGCAUUGAAUCAAAUUUAUUGAAUCAAAUUGAAUCAAAUGUGUGAAGUCAUUAAAUAUUCACCCACAAACUAAAUACGAAAUGUAUUAUUAUUCGCCACUUGAGUUAAUGUUUUUCUUAAAAAGUAAAUUUUGAAGACGGGUUUUAAAAAAAAUGUAAAAAAUGAGUUAGUAUUUUGUAAUUAUGAGAAAGCAAAUAAGUAAGCGAAGUGUUUCUUAAAAAGUAAAUUUUGAAGAUGGGUUUAAAAAAAAAUGUAAAAAAUGAGUUAGUAUUUUGUAAUUACGAGAAAGCAAAUAAGUAAACAGAGUGCUCGUUUUGUAAAAAAUGUAAAGCUAUUGUUUUUAUUUUCUUUCCUACAAGAUGGAAAUUGAUUUCUGAAUAGAUUAUUCAUGCUGUCUUAUGUGCUUAUUCAUGCUGUCUUUAUGUGCUGAAAAUGUUAAUUGUCAAUGUUACUUAUAUUCUGUCAUGUUAUAGGUAAAGUUUUAGGCCAGUGAAUGUAUAAAAUUUCAUUUAUCUGGCCCAGAAUAUAUAUAUACAGAUAUAUAUUUGCGACAAGUCUGAUUGCACUUUAGAAUUUUUUCAGACAUUAUAUUUUGCUUUUUACUGUAUUAUUGCAUUUGUUAAAUGACUGUAGGAGAAGAGAAGUUCCUCCCUUUGGUCAGGUUUAGUUUGAAAAUUAGUAAUCAGCUGUUUUAAAAAAUUAUAUUUGUUAAAAAUUGUGAUGUGUUGAAAAUUUAUAAGUUGGAUUAAACAAGGCAUCGUGCAAUACAUAAUUGUUUAUGUGUUUACCAAGUAUGUCAAAUUUAUAUGAAAUAUUUGUUAAAAAUGUUAAAUGGUUCUAUACCGUAUUUUUUUUUCUUUAUUCAUUAUCAAUUUUUAAUUAAUGAAGGAUCGUUUUUUGAGUUACCAAAUCAUGAACUUAUUUGCUCAAUUUAUGAUUUUAGCUAAUUAAUUGUUUUUCUAACCUAAAGUAAAAUAAUCCAAAGAUUUUUCUUUUUUGACCCACUCGAUAUUCAAAGAGCAUUUGUAGAGAGAGUUCUGUUUUGUAUUCUUUUAUCAAUGUGUCAGUUUGUACAUAUUUUAUAUUUUUAUUAAUCUACCUCGUUUUUUGAUUAUGAAUGAAUGAAUUAAUCCUAGAUGUGUGUAUUUUCUCCAACCUGACCAAAGGGAUUCUUCUCUCGUGCGUAUUAAAUCCAUUAUAAAGCCUGGGGCUAAUGCAGGGGCCCAAAACAAGCUACACCCUUACUGAAGUGCCAGGUUCCCCUGCAUUGCGCCCCGGCGUCUUAUUUCUCCCCUUGUCGCCGCCCCCUGCUGUGAACUCUGGUCCGAAACGUUGCUUAGAUGCAAACCCCUCUCAGCCCUGACCGGGGCGCACUUCAAACUCCAUAUAUUUUUCAUAUCAUGCAUUUAAAAAUGAGUAUCAAACUCCGUGUAUAGCAGACGAUAUUAACGCCAUAGACAUAUUGUGUUUCGUGUAUUUUUCUCCGUUUUGUGUCUGGCGUCUGGGAUGUGCCGAACCCGAGUCUUCUAUCCAGGCGAGGUUAAUGCGGGUAGGUGUGUAUAAUAUUUAAUACCUCCGUUUCCUGGGUUUUGGACAGAGGCCGCGAUCCCGGCGCCGUGCUAAACAUCAGGGACGUUUUUUCCAUUCCCAUUAAUAAUUCUAUUAACUAUAACCUCUAUGAUCACGAGUGAAUAUUUUGAGGACCGUUUCAUUGUCAAAGGUUUAUGCCAUAUAUUUAACAAGAAAAAAAAUAAUUUAAGAGCACAAAGUAAUGGUCGGUGGGUACGCUUUUACAAUGGUGUGCUUACACUCGCUACCUCAAAAUGAAAUGGGAAUAAUAUUCACUGAUAUCUAUACUGCUCCUGACCCUAGUCAGUCGCUGCCCUCGCUUCGUAUAAUUAUGGUGCUAGUUUGUUAAUUAUAUUUAAGUUCUUAUAGCUCUUUCUGUUUGUCCCUUCUUCGCCUUUCCCUUCCCAAAACGCCCAUUCUCAAUUGGGAUUUAUUAUUUUUGUGCACCGUUCUUUCGGUGAAUGCUUAUAAGCAGUGUAAUAAGUUACUUGUUUGAGAAGAUGUUUUUUAAAAGAAAUAUUUUGUUUGUUUUCCGAUGAAGAAGAAAGGUAUUCUAUCUAACUAUCUGCAUGUUAAAGCAGGCUCCUCAAAGCAAUAGAUCUCAGUUAGAUUGUUAAUUCAAAUUUUUUAUUAUAUUUUGGCGUUUUGAAAAGAUUAAUAAAAAAUGAUAAGGUAAACGAUUAUUGUGCAUGUUGCUAUUUUUUUCUUUAUCUUUAUUACAUAUAUGUGUGUUUUCUUUUUUUUUUUUUUUUUUUUUUUUUUUUUGGGUCCUUGAUUGUUUGUUACAAAGUUUACUUCAGAAAAUAAUAAUAAUAAAUGCUUAAGAGAACUGUGUUUUUGUUUUUCCCGUUGACUUUAUGUAACAAUGUUGUUUAUUCUAAAAAUGGGCAAAAAAAAAAAAAUCAAGAAUAUCAAAUGUUACUUGUAAUUAUGAAUUUACCAUAUUUUGCAAUUUGUGUUUUUGUAUCUUAUUAGUGUUAACAUAACCAGAUAUACCUCAUUUGUUUACGUUUGCCAUUUACUGUGUAAACUGAAAACUGACUUGUGUUUUUUGAAAUAGUGCGUAUUUUUUAUGAAAGGCAGAAUAGUUUUUACCCCUGUACAUAAGUUUUAUUGGUGAGGCACGGCUACUUUUGGACAUUUUGCCAUCGUUCCUCACUCUCUCACCCCAACCCCUUAAAUUUGGGGAAACGGGUCGCUAAGCGCACCCUUCCCCUCUUCUCAGCCCAUUCCGUUGUCAGAGUGUUGUGUUUUGGUUGGUUUCUGAUUUGUUAUUAGGGAGCAGGUCAGUAGGAGGGCAAUAAAUUGACACAGAUUCCUGUUCA